AAGCUUCAUUGCAAUAUUUGUUUCAAGUAUUCAAAGAGCUUCACCAAAAAUAAUUAAAACAAGGAAUAGAGAAUAAUGGCUCUGUUCACUGCUGAACACUUGGCUUUCUUAUUUGGCCUUCUAGGGAAUGUUAUAUCGUUCUUGGUAUUCUUGGCACCUAUGCCAACUUUCUACACAAUUUGGAAGAGGAAGUCAUCCGAAGGGUUUCAAGCAUUGCCAUAUUCAGUAGCAUUUUUCAGUGCUUCCUUGUUGUUAUACUACGCUUUCCUUAAAACCGGAGAGUUUAUGAUCAUUACUAUAAACGGCAUUGGAUGUUUCAUCGAGACGGUUUACCUCUUGAUCUACAUAAUAUAUGCACCCAAGAAGUCCAAGUUAUUCACAGUGGCUCUCGUUCUCAUAUUCAACGUUGGAGGGUUAGGGUUGGUCAUGCUAGUCUCUCUACUAGCUUUCCAUGGUGCAAGCAGAGUUACUUUGGUGGGAUGGAUAUGUUGUAUUUUAAACCUAGCUGUAUUUGCUGCCCCUUUUAGCAUCAUGAAGCGUGUGAUCAAGACGAAAAGUGUAGAGUACAUGCCAUUCACUUUGUCAUUUUGUCUUACCCUUUGUGCUACAAUGUGGUUUUUCUAUGGAUUCUUCAUCAAUGACUAUUACAUUGCAGGUCCAAAUAUUUUGGGAUUUUUGUUCGGGAUUGUUCAAAUGAUCUUGUACUUCGUCUACAAAAAUGCCAAGAAGGACGAUGGGGAGCUCAAGCCGACCAAGAAUAUCGAGAAGAACAUGAACCUCGAGGAAGCCAAGGAGGUUGAAAUCGUCUCUAAAUGAUUUGAAGAUGAAGAGGAAAGACAUUACAAUAAUAGCAAUCUAUUCUAUACUAAGCAUUUAGAAACAAUCCAGCAUGAUAUUGUUUCUACGUAGUACUAAAUAAAUUCCAUUGCCAAUUAUCCUUUUCAGAAUUUCUCCUAGCUCCUUCAUACUUUAGUGAAAUAUUUAUACUAUGUAAAUUUUGAUUACAUAUUUGGAUAUUUCACUAUAGAAAGGCAUUGGGAAUAUAAUUAUUCAUUUUCCUA
Molecule: messenger RNA, 1061 nt
Organism: Salvia hispanica
Lineage: Eukaryota; Viridiplantae; Streptophyta; Magnoliopsida; Lamiales; Lamiaceae
Product: bidirectional sugar transporter NEC1-like
Biological process (GO): carbohydrate transport
Cellular component (GO): membrane
Molecular function (GO): sugar transmembrane transporter activity
Source: RefSeq, a predicted model, not a curated record